AAAAGUUUUCUAAAAGCCAUUGUAUAAACAGUUUUGAGUAAUUAUUGUAUAUAUAUCACUUACUGCAUUGGAUUUCUUGUUUAUCAUGAGAAAUCCAGGUCAACUUUCUCCCACAAGAGUUUCCUCUGAAAUCUCCAAGUUUAGUCAAGAAAAGGGAAAAUAUGUAGUUUCUGAAAAUGUAGAUAAGAACAAUCUUUGGGCAUUAGAUGCAGGGAGGCUGGAUAAAGAUAAUAAAUUAAACAUAAAUUCUCUGAUGGUGAAAAAUGCAAAAAACACAUUAAUUGGAACAAAGCAUAUUAAUACAUUGGUAACUGACAAUGUCGCUGUGAUUUUUCCUUCAGAUAAUGGGUAUUUAAAUAAAGACUUGAAAAAUGCUAAAAUAUUUCCAGCUGAGUUAGAGUCUAAAAAUAAAUUUUAUCAAACGGGGUAUUUCAAGGUACUACUUGUGGUUUUUUCAUUGCUUAUUGUACUGUGCUUUGGUCUCGUCUUCUAUUUUUAUACAGAUACCUGGUCAGUGAAUGGUAAAAACUGUUACCAAUGUUCUAGAUAUGAAUCAAAUUUUGGUAUCGUCAAACCUACUGAAUGGGGUGCUAUCAGUAAUUUCUUAAACUAUUCUUGUUGUCCUUUACAAGUUGUCAAUUGGGUCAUUGUACAUACAUUAAAACAAGAACUUCCAUGCACAAACCUACAAGAAUGUUCAGCACAAGUGGAAAGUUACCAAUACUACUAUAACUCAAACUUCUCUAAGCGUGCUAGAACCAUCAUAAGAGAAAAUUUCAUUGUUGGAGGUGAUGAAAGAAUUUACAUUGGACGUGGGUGGGAGAGUGUACAGCGGGUAAAUAAUUUAAAGAUUGGAAUUCUUUUUGGAAAAGUUAAUAGUGUUAUUUCCAAAAAUCAGUUAUAUUUAAUCCAGCUUUUGAUAAAUAUUGGCCGGCGAUGUGGAAAAAUAACAAAUGACUUAAAAGUUACUUUACGGUGUAAGGGAUAUUGUGAAGAGAUCGCCAAAGCCCUGGACUUGGCUGAACGGGGGCUUUUUAAAGUAGACAAUUUGGAGAGAUUUGUGGAAGACUCAAUUGAUCUAAGUCGACGUUUGGGAGUGAGAGAGGGUCAACAGAGCUGUACACAAAUAGGCUGCAGUCUUCACUAUAACUCAACUUGUGUGCUAUGUCGUGCUUGAGUUAGUCCCAUCUCAGAUGGUAUACAUCCAAAGGGAUAAGAAAGAAAGUGGAACUGGCAGCUUUAUUCCAUGAAGAACGAAAUGUCAACCAGUGAUAAGGAAGAUUCCUCAUUGUGUGACUUGAACCCAUGUGCUAAUACAAUGGAAAUAAACUGUAUACACAUUGAUGGAGGAGAGGGAAACCACAUUGGCAACAAACACAUCAACAUUACUCGAACUAGAAAUGUCAACAUUAUAGUGCAUGAUCUAGAGAGUCAUUCCAAUAGUCCGGAGGCACAAAUUAUUAAAGAUAUUCAUAAAAACUUCAAGAAAGACAUGACUGAAGUGAAAUUAGUCGAGAGACGUAUUUGUGUGCUAUUUAAUACAUUAUUAUUUGGAAGUAUAAUUAUUUUUGCCCUUGGUGUAACUUUUAUUUUUUCAAUAACUAGCAAAGUUGAUGAAAAUGGCAAAAGUGAUGAAGAAGAAGUACUGAACAAGACAAGUAUUUGUAAUAGUAUUUGCAUUGUGGGAAGAGAUGAAUGGGGUUGGAUACCUGUACGAGACAAGGAGUAUUGUAUUCCACCUAAUGCCACAUAUGUGAGAGUAAACCUACUACAGAAAGCUUGUUCUAAUUUUAAUCAAUGUAGUCAUGUUAUUAAGAAUUUCCAAAGUACAAUCAUGUACACCGAUGAUGGUGUUGCUCUGGUCAAUAAGACCACUAAAUCUAACUUCAUCAUUGGUGGUGAUGAAAGAGUAUAUAUUGGUAGAGGUUGGGACUGUUCUGCUUUCAUUGAUUAUCUCUACAUAGAUAUAAUGUUUAGUAACUAUUUUUACACACUGACCAGAAUGCAUAUAUAUCUAGUCAUGCACAUUAUUAAUAAUGGGUUUCAGUGUGGUCAUAUAAGACCUGGGUUCAUAUUAGCUUUGAAAUGUGGUAACACUUGUUACUUCUACAAAGAUUUUGAAAGUGCUAUAGUAAUUGCGAAAAAAGAUGUUAAUUACUUCAAAAAUUAUGAAUCAUUUUUAAACUAUUCAAAACUUAUAAAUCCAAAUAUUUUGGGGAAUUCUAAUACUUGUAAAACUGUCAGUUCUGAAGUUUUAGUUUAUAAUGUUUGGCAGAAUGUAACAUUCAAAAUGUUGUACUGAUCAAAAUGAAAGGUA
Messenger RNA from Homalodisca vitripennis (glassy-winged sharpshooter), 2317 nucleotides. RefSeq names its product peptidoglycan-recognition protein LF-like. Bases 86 to 1177 code for a protein of 363 amino acids. Gene Ontology annotation, molecular function: N-acetylmuramoyl-L-alanine amidase activity; zinc ion binding. The transcript is spliced from 3 exons. The record is from RefSeq and is a predicted model, not a curated record. Gene Ontology annotation, biological process: peptidoglycan catabolic process. Lineage: Eukaryota; Metazoa; Arthropoda; Insecta; Hemiptera; Cicadellidae.